Drosophila kikkawai is the source of this 1739-nucleotide messenger RNA. RefSeq names its product beta-1,4-glucuronyltransferase 1. NCBI's taxonomy places the organism in Eukaryota, Metazoa, Arthropoda, Insecta, Diptera, Drosophilidae. The record is from RefSeq and is a predicted model, not a curated record.
GACAGAUGGGGAGACUCGCCCUCGGUUUCAUGUAGUUUAAGUGCUCUGGUACCUUGUUUUCAAAUCGAAAGGGAUCUUAACUGAUAAAACCUUAUAGUGUGAAAAUAGUGUACAAUAGUGAUCGGUUUCUAGUUAUCGACGUUAACAAAGUUUUAAUUGUUUUCAGAUUAGGUUAAUUAUUGUUUGGCAGCGGAGUGGAGUGUUUGGUAAGGUCUGGUGUCCAAAUCGCAGCUGCUCACCAUGACGGCGGUAAGCUUUGGCAACAGGAGAUAUACCCGUCUCUGGCCGAUCCUCAUACUCCUCACUGUUGCCCUGCUGCUACUUGGGAGGAACCUGCAGCAGGCUCACCAGCUUACACAGAAAAGCCAGGGAAUAUCGCAGCGGAAUUGGUCGCUGUCGUCUGGAGUUUCCGCAGAUGACUACCUUGAUUGUGCCGAACCAGUAAGGAUACCCCCUCGACAGGACUCCCCUCGAACACGGGACUUGCAGCGGCUGGUAAACUGUCGGAAUCGUCCGCUUCGCUUCCAGAGACUCCAGCACGGCGAGUUCUGGCUGCUUCAGAACUUGGUCAUCGGACGAAAGAGCCGUCAGGUUGGCUGCACAGAGUCCAUUACCUAUACAACGAACGGAGAUUAUACGUUUUUCGAUAACCUGGAGACGGUAGUUGAACGCUGGGGCGGUCCCGUCAGCUUUGCCAUUCAUGCACCUGGCUACGAUCUGAAUGCCACCUUGGAUGCCAUUCAGUAUGCCCGAAACUGUUUACAGGGCAGUGAAGCCAUCAGUGAUUGGGUAAGCUUCCAUGUGUACUUCCCUAACCAGCACAUGCCGGAGAAUGUGCCUUACGACGAGGAUGAGGUACUGGCCCGGCCUUACGUCUGUACUCUGGCCGACGGCUCUCUGAUUCCGCCUCCGUACACACUCAUCGAUCGCAGCGACAGCUACAAGGUGAAGGCGAACCUCACCUAUCCGAUCAACGUGGGCAGGAAUAUUGCCAGGCAGGCGGCCAAUACCCACUUCAUCUUCGCCUGCGACAUCGAGUUGUAUCCCAGCCUUGGGUUUGUGGACCAAUUCCUGGACAUGGUGACUCAGAAUCAUAGUGUCUUGGCCCUGGAUCCCAGCCAGCCGCGACGUGUUUAUCCCCUCGCAGUCUUUGAGAUUGAAGCGGGUGCUCAAAUCCCCGGUAACAAGUCCGAGUUGCUGGCUCUCUAUAGAAAGCAACAGGCACAGAUCUUCCACUUGAGGCUUUGUCCCACGUGCCACAAGAUCCCCGGCCAGCAAGAGUGGCUUAAUCGGGCUCCCAGCGUCAAGGAUCGUCUGCAGUUAUUUAGCGUGGGGCAUCGGGAGAAGCAGUUCAAAUUUUGGGAGCCCUUCUACGUAAGCGACAACACGGAACCGCUGUUUGAUGAGCGAGUCACCUGGGAGGGGCAGUCAAACAAGCGGAUUCAGAACUAUGCCAUGUGUUUGUUGGGCUACGAAUACCACACCUUGCAUCCCGCUUUUCUCGUGCACAGUCCCGGCAUCAAGAAACUAACCAAGGCCUCGGCAGCUCGCCUGAAAUAUGCCAAGGAAAUGACCAAGUUCAUCAAGGCCAAGAUCGAGCCCGAGUACCGAGUGUUGUAUGGACAGAACGCAGCCUGCAGGACGUGACAAUAGGAAUACGAUUUUUUUUUUGCUUCUAACAAGUGAUAUUUGAAGUAUUAAAAACUUUUAGGUAGCUCGAUGAUUGUUAAAAAAUUUAA